Messenger RNA from Aspergillus affinis, 1524 nucleotides. RefSeq lists its product as uncharacterized. The record is from RefSeq and is a predicted model, not a curated record. NCBI's taxonomy places the organism in Eukaryota, Fungi, Ascomycota, Eurotiomycetes, Eurotiales, Aspergillaceae. The coding region runs from base 1 to 1524 and encodes 507 amino acids. The transcript is spliced from 3 exons.
AUGGAAAUCUUCGAUCUCUCGCUCACCCCUCCAUCGCACACUCCUCCAUUGCCGACUCCACCACCGUCCACCCUCUCAUCGAGCCCGUCCGACUGGCGAAAGAUCCCUUAUGCUAUUGACGUCCCCGCCGACGAUGAAGAUACCGCAUUCCACGAUAUCGCCGAAAAAGACGCCAACGGAAACGCCAUGCACCAGACUCGCAAGAUAGAUCUCCUGAUGGCCGAGUUCACUAGGGGAUUCGACCCAAGCACGUUCCAAGCUGAGCUUAUGGCGGAACUUCCAGAAUUGGUCAAGAACGUGCUCCCGGGAUCCUAUGAGCAACUUCUCGUGAUUCUCCUGGAAAAAUCCAAAAACGUGGACAAGAUUCAGAGUAAACUGCGGGAAUGGCUCCGCAAGCGUUACCCGCAGCUCAUGAGCACUUUCCCAAUCGGCACCGAAACAAUGGAUGAGAGUUACUUUUUGACGGAGAUUCAGAUACUGAGAAAAUUGUUGGAGCCUCUGCGUAGUGAGCCAAGUACGCCGAUUUACUGGAUGAAUACUAGACGUACCAGCGUCUGCGAGCAACUGGAAGCAGCUGUGAAGGUCAUAGAGGAGUUUAAACUAGACAUUCUGGAAGCGCUCGAGAAUGAUACGGAAGACAGAAGCUGCUAUAGUACCCUUCCCGUGUCUAACCCCCGGAGCUCAUUGAUGAGCAUGAAAGAAGUUCGCAUUGAAGCCUGCAAAGCGUCACUCAAGUGGGACGGGCUUGCUCACGCAGAAAUCGAGUUGACAAAGUUCUAUCACUUCUACAGGAACGAUCUCAUCAAGAAUCGGCCGGAGAAGGCGCGUGAGGAGGGAUGGCUUCCACCGACUACAACCAAGAUACCUCGUUCAUCUACGGAAAUGUCGGAAGAAGGCGAUCUCGUGGUCUGGCCAACUCACAAAGGCAACGAGAAGCUUUUCAAUAUGCUACUCAAGACUGCACUUUGGUUGGCUAUGGCUCGAGGACUGGCCGCGGUCCAUCUAUUUUGCGAUGUCGCCAGACUUUUCACAGCCCAUGAGCCCUCCAAGGAGGCCAACAAAGCUUAUAUCAAUUUCCUGAGACACCUGGCCCAGAUCAGAGCCAACGACAGAGCUCAGCUCGAUGUCGACGCUCCGUUUCCCUACAGCGAUAGUCUCUUGGCUAACUGGAACCCUGACUACUUCAAAGAUGUGUGGAAGGUAAACCGCACUUUGAUGGCCAAAUUGAAUGAAUGCCCAUCUCUUCUAGUGAAGAAGAAGGAAUCACCACCUUCAAGUCCUACUAGUUCCUGCAAAGACGCUCAAAUAUUCUUGAGGGCCCGUUCAGGGUCCGCCUCUUGGCCCAGGACUGCUACUGCCUACGUGAAUCGGGGUUCUUCGGUAUACGAGGAAAGUACGGUAGCGCCCCGUCGUGUGAUUCCAAGAUCUCGGUCCACCACUGGCUUUCAGGUGAAGACGCCUUGGCCUUCGCGACACAACGGUGUUCUGGACGCUGACGAGGACGUAUCCAACGAGCAACUUUAG